Messenger RNA from Saimiri boliviensis boliviensis (Bolivian squirrel monkey), 3451 nucleotides. The record is from RefSeq and is a predicted model, not a curated record. NCBI's taxonomy places the organism in Eukaryota, Metazoa, Chordata, Mammalia, Primates, Cebidae.
AUGCAAAGAAGAAGCUUACUGAACUCACUGCCUGGUGCAGGUGUAGCCAAGUGCUACUUGGGCAAUCUGGGCUGGCCUGCCUUGUCUCCUAUGAACUCCUUCUCUGACCACCUGGAGCAGGCUUCCAUGCUGCUGUGGACGUCCUUGCUGGUCCUUGCUCCAGUCUGUGGCCAAUCUGCAGCUGCACAGAAACCUGUGAUUUCCCUCCAUCCUCCAUGGACCACAGUCUUCAAAGGAGACAGAGUGACUCUGACUUGCAAUGGAUUUCACUUCAAUGCAACAGAGAAAACAAAAUGGCAUCGUCUGUACCCUAGGAGAGAAACUUUGACCCUAACCCCAGGAAACACCCUUGAGGUUCAGGAAUCCGGACAUUACAGAUGCCAGACCCAGGGCUCCCCACAAAGUGACCCUGUGCGCUUGGUCUUUUCUUCAGAGCCCUUAAUCCUGCAGGCCCCAUAUUCUGUGUUUGAAGGUGACACAUUGGUUCUGAGAUGCCAGAAAAGGAGGAAUGAGAAAUUGACUGCUGUGAAAUACACUCGGAAUGAAAAAAUUCUUUUCAAAUCUAAUAAAAGCUCGGAUCUUCUUAUCCCACAAGCAAGUUCAAAUAACAGUGGCAAUUAUCGAUGCUUUGGAUAUAGAGACAAACUUGUAUUUAUAUCAAGUAACAAAGUGAUUAAAAUUCAAGAACUAUUUCCACAUCCACAGCUGAAAGCCACAGACUCUCAGCCUACAGAGGGGAGUUCUGUAACCCUGAGCUGUGAAACGCAGCUUCCUCCAGAGCGGGCGGACACCCCACUUCACUUCAUCUUCUUCAGAGAUGACAGGGUCAUCCUGUCAAACUGGAGCAAGUCCCCGGAACUCCAGAUCCCAACCAUCUGGAGAGAAAACUCGGGAUCCUAUUGGUGUGGUGCUGAAACGGUGAUCGGUAGCAUCCACAAGCGUAGUCCCUCGCUACAGAUCCAUGUGCAACGGAUCCCUGUGUCUGGAGUGCUCCUGGAGACCCAGCCCUCAGGGGGCCAGGCUGUUAAAGGGGAGACACUGGUCCUUGUCUGCUCCAUGGCUGAAGGCACAGGGGACACCACAUUCUCCUGGCACCGAGAGGACACACAGGAGAGUCUGGGGAAGAAAAUUCAGCGUUCCCCAAGAGCAGAGCUGGAGCUCCCAGCCAUCAGAGAGAGCCACGCGGGGGGAUACUACUGUACAGCAGACAACAGCUACGGCCCUGUCCGGAGUGCGGUGCUGAACGUCACUGUGAGAGUGACUCCAGGCAACACAGAUGGCCUUGUCACCGCGGGAGCCAUUGGGGGGCUGCUCAGCGCUCUUCUCCUGACUGUGGUCCUGCUGUUUCACUGCUGGCGCCAGAGGAAGUCAGGAGAUGGUUUCUUGGGAGAUGAAACCAGGAUCCCUCCCACUCUGGGGCCAGGAGAGUCCUCCCAUUCCAUUUGCCCUGCUCAGGUGGAGCUUCAGCGGUUGUAUGUCAAUGUACAUCCCAAAGAAGAAGAUUUGCUAUACUCCAAGAUCCAGAUUAUUCGACUGGGAGAAGAAGGGGAAGCUAAUAUCUCCAGGGCACUUCUGGAGGAUAAGGAUGCCUCAGUUGUCUACACUAAGGUGAAGGCACAACACCCAGAUAACUCAGCUGGAAAGGUCAGCUCUAAGGACGAAGAAUGUUAUGAGAAUGAAGAGUUAGGAGAAUGUCCUACUCAUGUGAUUUGUCCCUUAUCCAAAGCCCCAGGCCCAGUGAAGUCCUCACAGCCCCUGGAAUGAGCAACUCAUUCCAGCUUUCCAAUUCUUCUCACCCAUAUACAUUGACUCCCAGGAGUACUCAUUCAUCUACUCUGAAGUUGGGAUGGGAUGGCCUCUGAAAGACUUCACUAAAAUGACCAGGAUCCACAGUUAAGAGAAGACCCUGUAUUACUUGCUAUGGGUCUGACGUAAUAUAUUUCCUAGAGUCUGCUUUAGAGAUGAGGCAUAGAGAGAAGGACUGGUUUGACAAACAGAAGCACAAAUUUUGGUGAACUAGGAUUUGCGCAGAGAUGAAAAAGGCUGGGUGACCUGGAUCUCUGCUUAAUACAUCUACAAGAAUUCUCUCACUGGAGAUUCAAUUGUAUCCGUUUGUUUAACUGUGAGUGGCUGCACAGGUACUGCACAGACAAUGCAAAACCCCUUCACUUCUGCCCUCACAGCUUACACUGUCAGGAUUCAGUUGCAGAUAAAAGAACCCACCUGAAAUGGUUUACAGAGAGAGGAAUUUAAAAGAGGACAUCAGAAGAGCUGGAGAUGCAAGCUCAAGGCUGCGUUUCCAAAAGCAAACGAUAAUCAUGUUAAUGUCAUUGGGGCAAAGACUUGCAACAUUAGAGAAAAGAGACAUACACAUAAAAUUAAAAACUUAAGUAACAACUCUGCAAACCUAAAUUUGAAUUGAAAAUAUUAGUAUAAACUCAUAAUGACCUCUGCCUUAAAAAAAAAAAAAAAGAUAAGUAUUUCUUACAUUUGUUCACUGAAAAGGCCUAGAAAUAAUUACCAACCCAUUAGCAAUAAGCACUCCUUGCAGAGGUUUUAUUCUCUAAAUACCAUUCCCUACUGAAAGGAAAUAAAGUUGCUUUUCUUGUGGGAACUGUGUCUUUGAGUUACUAAUUAGUUUAUGUGAGAAUAAUUCUUGCAAUAAACGAAGAAAGAAUGAAAGAAAUAGGAAAUCACAAUUUCGUAUAGAUGUUUCAUGAUAACACCUACUGGUUGAAUAAUUGACAAAAACUAGCAGCCCAAUGUUAUAGGUCUCCUGAUGGAAGUGUGCAAUACCACCUACAAAGUACCCAUGCCCCCAGUAUGAAAACUGAAUCCAUUCAAAUCGUUCUCACUAAAUACUUGUUUAUAGAAAAUGCAUAGGGAAAAAGGAACUUGUUUAAGUAACAUCAUGGGAUUGCAACCAGCAAAACACACACCGAGGAAAAGUUCUAUAGGUCAAAAUGACCUGGCUUCUUGAACAAAUACAUGAAAAAAAAAAAAAAGAAGAGAAGAAAGGGAGGAAGAAAGCGAGAGAGAAGAAAAAUGAAGAAAGUUAAUUAGAAUAUUUCCAACAUAAAAGACAUAAAAAUAUUUAAGGUGAUAGAUAUCACAAUUACACUGAUUUGAUCUUUACAAAUCAUAUGAAUGUAUGAAUUUGUCACAUGUAUCACUCUAAGAAAAGAGAAAAAGAAAAGGAGAAGGCAUAUAAAUUAAAUGAGACUUGCGACAUAUCAACCAAAAGGAAUGCAUGGGCCUUGUUUGGAUCCUGACUCAAAUCGAGUUAAGAAAAAAAUCACCCAUGAAAUACUAAGGAAACUUGGUACACUAAUAUUAAGAAAUUGUCAUAUGUUUUGGAUGUGAUAGUUUAUUUUAGUGAUGUUUUCAUAAAAACAAAAGGAUACUCAUUUUUAGAGCUUACUGAAGUAUUAUAUGAAAGGUUAUUAAUGUA